Messenger RNA from Heterobilharzia americana, 1546 nucleotides. Lineage: Eukaryota; Metazoa; Platyhelminthes; Trematoda; Strigeidida; Schistosomatidae. The record is from the annotation of a GenBank genome assembly.
AACUGUAAGUGCUAAUGCUAAACUGAAGGUCUCUUGUUCAAGGUCAUCUUUCAGUUAGCAGCUAUCGCUACAGUGAUCGAGACAGCUUUCUUCAAGUAAAUUUUAGUAAACGCUUAUCAAUUCGUCAGUCUUCUAACUAGAUUUCUUGAAAACUUUCAAUCUCCACUCUAGACCAUUUCCGUUGUUCUUACCCAUGGUUUCAGUUGCACUACAUUACUUUGUCAUCACGCUUAUUAUAGCUAUUGUGAGCACAUUUUUUAUAAGCUAUAUAAUUUCAGCAUCAGAUCAUCAUAUCUCUAUUUUAUUUCCAUACAUAAGUGAUACUGGCGCGUUGCCACCGGAAAGUUGUGUAUUUGGUCAAUUGCUCAACAUAUGUUCGUUUUUAUGUCUCAUCUGUGUUUACAGUUGGUAUUUAUAUGAGUGUGAUGUGAUACUAGCUCAUGUUGGACCUCAGUCUCAUAUCAUUUUUGCACGUGUUACCUGUAUUAUUGGCUGUUUAUCUGCAAUUGGAAUGUCGAUAGUGGCUAAUUUCCAGGAAGCUACUGUUUUAACUGUUCAUUUAAUUGGUGCACUGAUGGUUUUUGGUUUUGGCACCGUAUUUUCUGCAUUAGUCACUUAUUCAACACGAAAAUACCUGGAAUACAAUUACAGGCUGUUUAUUUUACGUGGAUUUUUGACCAUCCUCAGUCUUCUGUUACAUAUAGGAACUUUUGCUUUUGCUGCUCUGUCUGGCAGUCUGACUUCAGCCCUGCCUAAAAAAUGGGAUCCAACUGAAAAAGGGUAUACAUUCCAUGCGUUAAGUGCUGUAUGUGAAUGGUUUUUGGCGGUAACAUUUUUGCUGUUUUUUACUUCAAUGAUUUUUGAAUUGCGGAAUUAUGUCCUGAAACCAAUUAAAAUACGUGAAAGAGUUACUGAGCGAACAGACAAUGAACGUACACCUCUAGUUACUUAACGCUUUCUUUAUUCUCUACUUAUAGUUUUAUCAAUUAGCUAUGAAUUAAAUUAAUUUUUUUUUCAAGUAUUCCCAGUGUAUCUGAUUUAUGUAAUCAUGAUUUUGAAAGCUAUUCAACUUCGUAUUUUAUAUUAAAAUAUGUAGUGCUUUUUUCUUUUCAUCAUCUAACAUGUACUGAUUUCUUAAUCUUUUUUUCCACUUAAGUAGAAAAUAAGAAUGAACUAACACUGUAAUCUUGUAUUAUUUAAAAAGAGAAUGAUAUUUACUGUUUAAUUCUCCUUAUGUAAUGAUUAUUAUUAUGCUGUAUCAAGUGUAUCGUUCAUAAAAGUGUUGAAGUUAACAAUUUUAUAUGCUUAAUAAAAAUGAGACUGCUUAAAUAUUGCAACUACAUUUAGCUGUUAACUUAGCUAACGGCCUUGUAUCUAAAUGUCUGUUAUACCAGUCGUUUAAUUAUCCAAUUAAUGAAGUGCAUAUUUCUGCCUAUAUUCAAAUGAUAUCUAAUUAUGUAAUACAAGCGAACAUUUAAUAACCUACAAAUAGAUUUCAGUUGGAAAUCUAGAAAUACUUUUGAAAUAAAAUAAAUCGCUACUAACU